This is a messenger RNA of Menidia menidia (Atlantic silverside), 591 nucleotides long. NCBI's taxonomy places the organism in Eukaryota, Metazoa, Chordata, Actinopteri, Atheriniformes, Atherinopsidae. The record is from the annotation of a GenBank genome assembly.
UUCUACCAACACAUUAAGUGCCCCACAAGAGGAGAAAACACUCUCGAUCAUGUGUACUCCUACAUGAAGCACGGUUACAGAGCGAUACCCCUCCACCACUUCAGGAAAUCCGACUAUCGCUCCAUGCUGUUCAUCUACGCAGAUCCAGAUCAUUCACAAAAUCUGUUACAACCUAGCCUGAGGAUACUCUCAGUGCACUGCAGGGCUCUUUCCAACACACCGACUGGGACCUACUUGAACUGUGGAAACACACACAGCGAAAGUACUGGACUACACACUGUUCUGUAUGGGAACUGUGUCUAUCAACAAAAGCGUCCGGGUUUUUCCAAACCAGAAGCCCUGGAUGACCAGCCAGGUCCGCUUACUCCUCAAAUCCCGCAAUGCAGCCUUCACGUCGGGACACAAAGCUCUCUACAACUUGAGCUCAGGAGCUUCUUUGCUCAUUUUGAAUCACCACAACGACAUUUAUUUGCUCCUGCGCUGCUCCCACCUCCAUCAGGCUCCAUAACCCCCUCGGUCACUGUGAAGGAGCAAAAUGCUCGGCAUGUGUUCCUGGCCGUAAACCCCAGGAAAUCUGCAGGUCCUGACUGA